Pteronotus mesoamericanus is the source of this 1719-nucleotide messenger RNA. RefSeq names its product diphthamide biosynthesis 7 (gene DPH7). Gene Ontology annotation, biological process: protein histidyl modification to diphthamide. Lineage: Eukaryota; Metazoa; Chordata; Mammalia; Chiroptera; Mormoopidae. The coding region runs from base 74 to 1459 and encodes 461 amino acids. The record is from RefSeq and is a predicted model, not a curated record. The transcript is spliced from 9 exons. Gene Ontology annotation, molecular function: protein binding; diphthine methylesterase activity. Gene Ontology annotation, cellular component: cytoplasm.
GGCUUCGCCUCCCCUCCCCCUCAGCUCGGCAUCCAGCGGCCCGCCGGCCGCCGCGUCCUCCGGCGGCUGUGGGAUGGGCUGUCGCCUGCAGCUGCUGCAGGCGGUGGACACGGAGUACACGGCGGACUCGGUGGAGUGGUGCCCGUUGGAGGGCUGCCGGCGCCUGCUGGCCUGCGGCACCUACCAGCUGCGGGCGCCGGAGGGCGAGAGUGAACUGGACGCUGCCAAGCCUCAGACCCGCUUAGGUCGUCUCUACCUGUACACUUGCAAGGAGGACCUCGCUGCGUGCUCCCUGGCCGAGGUCCAGAGGAUAGACACCAAUGCCAUCCUGGACAUGAAAUGGUGCCACGUCCCGGUGGCUGGCCAUGCCGUCUUGGGUGUGGGAGACGCUGCUGGGUGCAUACAGCUGUUCCAGCUGGUGGGAUCCGAGGGGACCCUGCGGCGGGCGGCCAGCUUGGCCCUGGACGAGCAGUGUCUGGCCUUGUCGCUGGAUUGGUCCACUGGGAAGACCGGAAGGGCCAGUGGCCAGCCCUUGGAAAUGAUCAGCAGCGACUCCAAGGGGCAGCUGCACCUGCUGAAGGUGGACGCGGCGGGGCCGGGACUGCAGGCGGCGGCGACCUGGCAGGCCCACCACUUCGAGGCCUGGGUCGCGGCUUUCAAUUACUGGCAGACGGACAUCGUGUAUUCAGGGGGGGACGAUGGCUUUCUGAAGGGCUGGGACACCAGGACACCCAGCACAUCUGUGUUCAACAGCAAGAGGCACUCGAUGGGCGUGUGCAGCGUGCAGAGCAACCCCCACCGGGACGGCAUCCUGGCCACGGGGAGCUACGAUGAGCAUGUCCUCCUCUGGGACACCCGGAACAUGGAGCAGCCGAUAGCAGACGUGCCCGUGCAGGGCGGCCUGUGGAGGCUCAAGUGGCACCCCCGGCACAGCCACCUGCUCCUGGCGGCCUGCAUGCAUGGUGGCUUCAGCGUCCUCGACUGCAGACAGGCCCUCGAGGAGAAGCAGGCCGCGUGCACGGUGUCUCUGUCCCACGUGCUGCCCAGCUCGUUGGUGUACGGAGCCGACUGGUCCUGGCUCACCUGCCGUCGGCCGCACCCCCAGCAGCUUUCCCGACCAGGCUCCUCUCCCUGCAGCGACCCAGCUGCCACAGCAGAUGAUGCGGCUGCAGGCCAGUCGCCGGAGCCUCCCACUCUUGGUCGUGCAGCAGACGGCAGGAGAGGGAGUGGCACCGAGCCCCAGGACGAAAGCAAGGGAAGGGCUGCUCCCCCGCCGUCCACGGAGGGCCAGCCGCACGCCCCAGGGGCCAGGCUCUGUGACUCUGGCCGGUGUGCGGAGGCAGCGGACUGUGCCCCCAACCUCUUCGCCACGUGCUCCUUUUACGACCACGUCCUUCACCUCUGGAAGUGGGACCGGGCACCGGAGCCAGGGAGCAGAGGGCUUGGUUGGAACCCGUGAAGACCACGCCUGUGGAUGAGCCGCCCUCACACCGUCGCGCCGAGGGGCUCACCGCAGUCCCUGUGGCUCACAGUGCGGGGCUCGCUGCGUGCGGGGGGCCCAGCGUGGGCAGCCAGCAAGGCCGUCGGCGCCCUGCGCUGGGCCUGGCCGCGGGGCCCUCGCGGAGGGCUCCUGCAGGGCCGUGGGGGCCUGUCCCGGUUCUCAAACUUCUUAGUUUUAUGUGGGUUCAGAUUUCACUUCUUUAAGCAAUAUUUGUAGCA